AUGAUAAACGAAUUCUUAGAUUUUUGUCAAAAGAAUGAUGGACAUGAAAGAAAUAGACACUUGCCAGCAAGAAAAAAAUGGAAAGAAGUCGAAGAUGAAUUAUUAUUAAAAGCAAUAAGAAAAUAUGGAACUUAAUGGACUAAAAUUUAAGAUGAGAUUCCAUCUAAAGACUCUAGAUAAUGUUAAGCAAGAUGGAAAAUACUUAAACAUGUAUAUAUAAUUUAAUAAUAUAAAUAGAAAGAAGAAACAUUAAUGAGAUUGGAAGCUUUAGCAAGAGAAGAAUUAUCUGAUAAAGAUAACUACUUAUAAAAAAUGAAGAAAUAAUUGAAAUAAAGGAAAGAAAUACCUAGAAAAUAUAAUCCUAAAUUUGAUUAUAAUGAAGAUUCUUCAAGUGAAUCUAUGCAUUUAUAACAAUUUUAAGAAGCAUUAGCUAAAUAACCAAAUAAAUUAUUACAAAUUCAAUAAUAAUAAUAAUAAUAAUAAUAAUAAUAAUAAUAAUAGAAAAGAGAAUAAUAUUAGAAAUAAGUAUAAAAUUAAUAUCAGAAUGUUUGGAAUGCAAUGGAUGAUAAAAUGUUAUGGACAGCUUAUAAAAUAUACAAAGGAGCAUGGAAUCAAAUAACUCCUAGAUUUUAAGAGAAAAAUCCUCAAAGCUGUAUAGAUAGAUAUUAAUAUGUAAUUACAUAAUAAUUAUUAUAAAUAGUUGUUGUAAUAAAAGAAAAUUAAAUUGUAGGAAGAUGUUUCAUCAGUUGAUGUAAUAUCAUCUGUAAAUGAUUUGAAUAGUUCAUAAGAAGGAUCUGAAUAAUUUGAUAUCUCUGCUAGUGAAGAUGAAGAUUCAACAGAUUUAUAAAGGUCUGAUUGCAAAACAUUAUAAACAAAAUAAUAAUAAUAUAAAGGAGUUUACACAAUAUAACAAUGUCAUACAAAUAUAGAAAGAAUUUUGAAAUCAUUUUCCAAUCAUAAUUUAGAUACUCUACCUGGUAUACGUGAAUCGAUAGUCAAACUCAUAUUGACAGAUUGA
Molecule: messenger RNA, 1018 nt
Organism: Paramecium pentaurelia
Lineage: Eukaryota; Ciliophora; Oligohymenophorea; Peniculida; Parameciidae
Source: the annotation of a GenBank genome assembly